UAAGCCCAUCUAAGUUGUGCCAUUUUCAGUUGCAGCAAAGAGUACAAAUCAUCAUCUACUGAGCAGGGAGAUGAUCUCAUUUGCUUGUGGGGAAUCAGUAAAGCCCGACAUUCAUCUACUUCUCCGCCACUCUCUGACCAGCAACCCCCCACAUUUUUGUUGCCCAAAAUUGUUAGCAAGUGCUGCAAUUUCGAAGCGUUAUCUCAUUAUACCAACCUUGAUAUUCAAUUCGAUCAGGACUCCCAUGGCUGAUUCUACUUCUAGGGUUGUAUCACAGCCUGAGUGUGAUGGAGAUGCGAAAUCUGAAAACGUGACUCCUUGUUUCACUGAGAUUAUUGUAAUUCGUCAUGGAGAGACGGAAUGGAAUGCUGAUGGCAGAAUUCAGGGGCAUUUAGAUAUCGAAUUGAACGACGUCGGGAGACAGCAAGCUAUGGCAGUGGCAGCCCGGCUCUCCAAGGAGCCAAGGAUCUCUGUCAUAUAUUCAUCUGACUUGAAACGGGCACAUGAGACAGCAGAGAUAAUAGCAAGGCGUUGCGGGGAUCUAGAGGUCAUUAAAGAUCCAGAACUUCGAGAGAGACAUCUAGGAGAUCUUCAAGGUACUUCACUCCGUGAAGCAGCCAAAAGUCAACCGAUGGCUUAUAAGACUUUUCUCUCUGACCGAAGUGAUCAAGAAAUUCCAGGUGGUGGAGAAAGUUUAGAUCACCUUUAUGAACGCUGCACUUCUUGUUUACAGAGGAUUGCAAUGAAGCACAGAGGAAAACGAGUAGUUGUGGUAUCUCAUGGGGGUGCAAUCAGAGCAUUUCACAGAAGAGCUUCCCCACAUAGGAGGUCUAAAAGUAAGAUCUGGAAUACAUCCGUUGGUAUACUUCACUUGUCUGAUAAGGAUAAGUGGAGCGUUGAGCUCUGGGCUGAUGUAAGUCAUCUCAAAAAGACAGAAUUUCUGGAUUCAGGAUUUGGUGGGGACAAAACUUCUGGUUAAAUUUGGCAUACCUUUCUCACCGUUCAGAUUCUUUUCAAAGAGAUGCAGAAGAUGAUUUGACAUUAUGCAGAAGGCCAGAUCCCUUCCGACCUGCAAUUUGGACAUCUUUGCAUCACUGACGGUCUCUUUGGCAGAACGAUUCUACAUGAAGUUUGAGUUAGUAAAUGCUUAUAAGACGACAAAAAGUUUCUGUCACAUCAUUCUGAUGAUAUGGGCAUAUCCCGCAUUAUUUUUUCUAGUAUACGCUUACGCCACGAGCUAUGACAUGCUCCACAUUAUUUUGUGUAGUAGAUGCUUACGCCACAACCAGUAGCUGAACCUGAUUUUUCACUCGAUGGGUUUGAAGAAUAAAAAUGUAUAAAAUGAUGAGUCCCUGAAUCUAA
Molecule: messenger RNA, 1362 nt
Organism: Capsicum annuum
Lineage: Eukaryota; Viridiplantae; Streptophyta; Magnoliopsida; Solanales; Solanaceae
Product: phosphoglycerate mutase-like protein 4
Exons: 8
Coding region: 71-979 (302 amino acids)
Cellular component (GO): cytosol; cytoplasm
Molecular function (GO): phosphatase activity
Source: RefSeq, a predicted model, not a curated record